This is a messenger RNA of Clarias gariepinus (North African catfish), 13711 nucleotides long. RefSeq names its product microtubule-associated protein 1Ab (gene map1ab). The transcript is spliced from 7 exons. The record is from RefSeq and is a predicted model, not a curated record. Gene Ontology annotation, molecular function: actin binding; microtubule binding. Lineage: Eukaryota; Metazoa; Chordata; Actinopteri; Siluriformes; Clariidae. Gene Ontology annotation, cellular component: microtubule; dendrite; cytosol. Bases 17 to 11392 code for a protein of 3791 amino acids. Gene Ontology annotation, biological process: microtubule cytoskeleton organization; dendrite development; axonogenesis.
GGCAGCGGCAGUUGUCAUGGAGAUUGACUCCGGCCCGGCGUCGUCUCCAGGUACCGUUGCCAUGGGGACUCGGGUCCGAAAUUCGCUCUCCGCGGUAGAGGAGGAUGAAGGCGAAGAGAUGCACCGACACCGCAGCAGAAUCCACGGAAACUUCUCCAUGCUGAUAGUGAUCGGGGACAUCGGCACCGACCACCAGCUGCAGAUCGCCAAGCAGCACAUCGAGCGCGGGAUCCGCUCCUGGAACAUCAGCCUUGAAGACUGUGAUCUGAACAAACAGCUUCAGCUCUUUAUAACUAGACACUCCGCCCAAUUUUCUGCAGAGGUCAGAGGGCAAAGGACUCUACACCACAGAAGUGAUGUAUUGGAAACAGUUGUCUUAGUCAAUCCAUCAGAAGAUACAGUUCUUUCAGAGGUCCGGUCUCUUGUGUCUGACCCAGCUGUGCACAAACUACUGGUCCUGAGUGGGCAGAACUCGGACCAAGGUGACCUGGUUCUCCAAACUGGGGUUUUUAGUCACCAAGCUGUCUCACGUGUCUUGGCCGAUCCUGGGGUUGUUAGCGUGCUGGAAAAAGCUGUCCCCGGGCAGCGGGCAACGCUCACUGUGUCUUGCCGGGUUGAGGCAGGUUGGACAUCACUGGGACAGCCUUUGAGGGAGGUUAUGGAUUUCAAAUUGAAUCCAGAGCCCACACUUCCCAAAAUGGAAGGUGUGACAGACUUCACUGAAUAUAUUUCCGAGACAGUAGAUGUUCCAUCCCCAUUUGAUUUGCUUGAGCCACCCACAUCUGGAGGAUUCCUUAAGCUGUCCAAACCUUGCUGCUACAUCUUCCCUGGUGGUAGAGGGGACUCUGCUCUGUUUGCAGUCAAUGGCUUUAAUAUUUUGAUUGACGGUGGCUCUGAGAGAAGGUCAUGCUUUUGGAAGCUUGUCAGACACUUGGAUCGUAUUGACUCCAUUCUACUCACCCACAUCGGCGCUGACAACCUCCCUGGUAUAAAUGGACUGCUUCAGCGGAAGAUAGCAGAGCAAGAGGAAGAGCAAUCACAAGGCUCAACUACCUACAGUGACUGGAUGAAAAACCUUAUCUCACCAGAGCUUGGAGUUGUGUUCUUCAACGUACCAGAGAAGCUGCGCACAUCUGAAUCAAACUUAAAAGUCAAGCGUAGUAUUGAAGAGGCCUCUCUGACAUUGCAGUACCUUGACAAGCUUGGAAUGACACCUGAACCUCUUUUCCGAGUAGUUAGUAAUACAAUUGAACCUAUCACUCUAUUUCACAAGAUGGGUGUGGGCAGGUUAGAAAUGUUUGUCCUCAAUCCUGUGAAAGACAGUAAAGAAAUGCAAUUUCUUAUGCAGAAAUGGGCAGGUAAUAGCAAAGCGAAAACUGGCAUUAUUUUACCCAAUGGAAAGGAAGGAGAAAUUUCUGUGCCAUACUUAACAUCUAUAACAGCUCUUGUGGUGUGGCUCCCUGCCAGUCCAACAGAGAAGAUUGUUAGAGUUCUAUUCCCUGGCAAUGCUCCACAGAACAAAAUACUUGAGGGCCUUGAAAAGCUAAAACACCUGGACUUUUUGCGUUAUCCAGUGGCAACUCAAAAGGACAUUGCUUCAGGGGUCUCAUCCUCUGUGACAAAACAACCAAAAUUAAAGCAAAGGGCUGAAAGCAAAGAAAGUCUUAAGUCGUCUCCCAAGGCACACACACCUACCAAGAUUGUAAAGAAGGAAACUGAAGAAGAAGACACAUCCAUCCUUGAGACGAAGACUGAAACUGUCAAAGAGAUCAAAACUGAGAAGAAGGAGGAGAAAAAACAUACUCGACCAUUGAAACCAAAAACCGAAGUAACUGAAAAGAAAAAGUUAUUAAAGGAGAAAUCAAUUAAAAAAUCCACCAAAGAAAGAGCAACUAAAAUGGAUGAGAAAAAGGACAAGGAGAAGAAAGAGAGCAAGAAAGAUAAACAUGAACUAAAGAAAGAUGACUCUGUGAAAAAAGAUGAGAAAAAAUUAAAGAGUAAAGAUGUUUUAAAACCAGAAUUAAGGAAAAUAACCAAACCUGAGCUAAAACCCUUUACACCAGAAGUCAGAAAGACUCUUCAUAAGGCAAAAACUCAAGGAAAACCCAAAACAACUAAGAGCAAGGCUCCUAAGGUAGACACCAUUGUAGAACCAGAUUCCAAGAAACCUGAGUCUGAAAAACAAGAGAAAGAAGCAACAGAGGUUAAAUCUGUUCCCUCAACUCCAGAAGAUCUGACAAAAGAUUUUGAGGAGCUCAGAGAAAAAGAAACACUGAUAGUUCAAUCUGAGGCAGAGAAAAUUGCCCAGGCACCUUCCAAAAUAUCAGUUGAAGAAGAACUUGGACCAAUCCCUGACACUACUUCUGAGAAAGAGGCAGUAUUUGAUUCUCAGAGUACAGGGGAACCCCAGGAAACACAAUCUCAAGAUAAGGAAGAAGCCCUUUUACCAACAGAUAUCAAAGAAGAACCUGAGAAAACUGCAGAUGAGUGCCAGUUGCAGGAGGCUGAUAAAUUUGAAGAUGAAGGGACUGCUAUAGAGGAUGAAGAGGAGGAGGAAGAAGAAGUGUUGACAGUUGAGAAGAAGACAGUAGAAGAGGAAGAAGACAUGGGAAUAGGGGAAGAGGAAGACGAAGCUUUGGUAAAAGAUACUAAAGAUAUGGAAGGAAUUGACAGAAAACAUGAAGUUGAGGAAAUGGAAAAACACAUAAGCAGAGAAGAGCUUACUGACCAAACAAAGGCAGAACUUGAGGAAGUGCAUACAGAAGAUGAAUAUGUAAUUGAAAAAGCUGAACUAGAGGAGGCAGAAGAUUUGGAUGCCAUUGCAGAUGAAGAAAUCAAAGAUGUCACUGAUGAAAAAGUUACAAAGGAAUGGGAGUAUAAGACAGACGAGGAUACUCAUGCACCCAAAGAGGAAGAGGUUGCAUCCGCAGUUCAAGGAGCAGCUGCAGCAGAGAGUUUAUCCUAUAUUCAAGAUGAGACUAUACCUGGUUACUCAGAAACUGAGCAGACCAUCUCAGAUGAAGAGAUUCAUGAAGUAGCAGAGGACAGGAUACAUCACCUUCAGUAUGAAGUCAGUCCAUAUAAUGUCUCAGUACCAGAUCAACCAGGUUCAUUUGAUGCAAUCCAUGGUAUGAAAGAAAUGCAAACCAUGGGUGAUGAAACAGUAAAACCAUUUAUGGCUAUCCAAGAACCUGCAAUUUCUCUGUACACCAGCAUAAUUGCUGCUCCACUGGCAGAGGAGGAACAUGUUUCUUCAGCAACAUCCAUCACUGAAUAUGAAAAAGUGUCCUCUUUUCCAACCUCCGUUACUGAGGAUCAGUCAGUGGCAUCUGUCACAGCACCUCAGACUGAGGACACUGGAAAGAGCUCACUGGAUUUGGACACAGUAAAUAUUGUGCAUCCAAUAACACAAACAGAAGCUACUCAAGGAAAAGACUACUUAUACUCUGCUGGAACUAUCUCACCAACAUCCUCCCUGGAAGAGGACAGGGGCUUCAAAUCACCUCCUUCAGAGGAAUUUCCACCUCUUCCCUUGGAGGGGAAGAUAGAGGAACUUGAGCUCACUGCUCACCAUGAUGAAGAUGAGGAGGAUGAGUACGAAGAUCAAACACCGAAUGUUGACAUGACACUUGGAAAACUACAGGAGGAAUAUGCUGUGUCCCAGAGACUAGAAGAGAAAGCAAAAGAAAGUGACAAGCCAAGGAGUCCUGAGCCAGGCACACUGGACAAAAAAUCUUCAUUCUCUCCUGAGCUGGAGGAAAGGACAGUCUCACCAAUUAGAGAAGAGACUAUUUCUAAAGCAGUAGUUUCAGAUUUUGGUGGUUUUACUGAGACUGAAGAUCGAUGCUUCAGUCCAGAUGACAGCACUGUGAAAAUGGCCUCUCCUACUCAGUCUGGACCACCUAGUGCCACCCAUUCCCCUCUUCGUUUAUCACCAGUGGAAGAUAAAGCCAAGACAUUCUCUGAACCUUUGGAGCAAAAGCAGGAGAAACUGGUUUCCCCCUCAGAGCUUAAAAUGGAUGAGCAUGAAAAACAAAGUAUACAAAUUGACCAGGCAGAGGAAUAUAAAUCAGACACUAUCACAGAACCUGAUAAAAAAGAACUACAGACACAGGAAGAAAAGGAACAGUCUUUGGGGGAAGUGAAGGAAUUAUCUCAAGAUGCAAAGUUGUCCACUACUGUAACUACUGCACCCACAACAACGGAGGAAGUUUUAAUGACAAUGGAAGAUUUGGUCACAGAUCAAGAUACAAUCAAAGAAGGAAAAAAGACGAGUAGAGAUGAUGAGGAAAAAUAUCAAGACAUUAUCCAUGUCAAAUCUGUAGAAGGUGGAGAAAGCAUGUCGUUUGAGGAUCGUAGUCAUACAGAUGAAGCACUUGGGGUUAAAGAUGAGAAAAGAGAAAAAGAAAAGGAACUUUAUGAAGAUGAGAAAGAAAAAGAGGAAAAACAAGAUAUUGAUAAAGACACAGAUGUGUCAGUAUUAGAAUCUACAGAAAAACAGACAAAACUAGCACUGCAGGAAUGUAUAUCAGGAUCAGAGAAAAUAGAUUUGUCUAAAAAGGAAAAGGUGUCUCCAAAAGUUUGUGACAAGACAGAAAGUCAGACUAAGCAAGAUCAAGAAUCUGAAGAGAAACAUAAAGAUAUUCCUCAAGAUGUAGAGUCAAAAACCAAAACUGCUGACCUCUCUAUCAAACAGGACCUUGAAACAAAAGAGACAGAUGUGGCCAGUAAAGAAGCUCAAGACUUACAAAUAUUACCAUCUACACAAGUUGAAACAUCGGAUGAAGCUUUGACAAAAGACAGAAAGAAGGAACAACCUGAUGGUGUAUUGACAGCACCAGAAAAAAUAGACAAAUUAGAUGAGACCAUGGCCAAAAAAAUAGAAGUUACUACAGCUGUAACACCGCAGCCCACUUCCAAAGAUGUUGAUGCAUCUUUAAUUAAAAUAGAGUCUAAAGAAACAGAGAAAGAAAACAUUAAGCCUCAAAUACAAGAAUUAACUUUGGAAACAACAGACAAAACCUUUGAAGAAGAUGUGGAUGAGAGGCAUUCCCAGACAUCACUGCUGGAAGACAAAACAAAACUGGAAGAACAAUGCAAAGAAGAGCCCAAGGAAGACAUGUCCUCUCAAAUACAGCACCCAGACUCACUGGGACAUGUAUCUCCAAAAACAGAUAAACAUGUAGUGGAGACUGAGUUAGUUAUAGAAGUACAAGAUACCGUGGUGGUAUCAAAACAAGUUGAAGAAUCUAAGGAAGACCAAACAGAACAAAUACCAAGUCUGGAUACGACAGAUUUAUCGUACAAAAGUGAGGAGGACACUACAAAGAAGGCUUUUGAUGAAAAAAUGGACGAACCAGUAAAAUCUAGCCUUGACUUUAAAGACAAACAUAUGACAGAAGUUCAGCCAGAAUUCUUCCAGGUACCCUCAGAGGAAAAACAUUUAGUGGUGAAAGAGGAUCAACUGUCUAAGGAGAAAAUUGGGCCUCAGUCAGAAAUAACAUGCAAAUAUGAUGAAGGAUCCACAACAAAACAUGAAGAGGAAUCCGAAUCUAUAGCAGAUCUUAGUUCAGAAAAGACAGAAAUACCUUUCAAAGCAGACCAAUCAGAUCAAUCUAAAGAUGAAAAACUAAGCAAAUCUGAAACACCAACAGAUAAAGACAAGAUCGGGGAAGAUAUUGCACCAAAAGAAUUAGUUCCAGGAAAAGUGGAUGAUUUCCCAAAAGUUGAUCAUGAAGCCAAGGAUAAAGAUAUAGCAGAAGACAAAUCCAAAGCUUUCGAACCUUUUUCUGAGAAAACCGAUUUAGCAGACAAAGAGGAUCAGUACUCUAAAGAAAAACAAGAGCUUCAAAUGGAAGAAGUUUACAUACCCACAUCCACUUCAGAAAGAACACAUGUAACUGACAAAGAUCAAGAAACUAAAGAGGUACAUACAAUAGUCAGCAAAACACAAGAGCUUUAUUUAUCUUCUCAAAUACCAAAAGUAGAUCAAGCUGAAAUACCUGAUGAAACAGUCACUUCAGUACCUGAAUUGGUAUCCAAGGAAAGUCCCAUCAAAUCACUAACUGAACACACUCCUACAUCUGAAUUAGAUAAAGUAAUGGAUUUAAAAGCUGAUUUACCAUGUACAGAAGAACCUAAAAAGGAGGAUACUCCCAUACCUGUGACUCAAAUACCACUGGAUCAAGAGCCAGAGAAACCAGCUCUAGAAGGAACUAAACGAAUCUCGUUGUCAAGUUCAGAGACAGAAGAUGUUGAAGACCAGACAGAUCUUGUAGAUAGAACACAACUGCACAAAGAUGAAGAGCACCUGUCAGCCUAUGAAACUGAGACCUUCUUGUCAGUAUCUGAGAAAAUGGACAUUGGCUCUAAGUUGAAUUUAGAGUAUAAAGAAAAGUGUCUUGACGACAUUAAAACUGGAGCUUUAUAUUCAGUAAAGGAAAAAACAGAAAGUAGUAUAAAAACGUCAUUGGGCACUGAAUUUCCAACAAAAUACUCAGAUAAUGAAGUAAGUCCAGAAGAAGAUGAAGGAGAUGCUGUCUGCAUGGGGGGUGCAGGUUCAAGACCAUUGUCAGUAGAACCACGGGUCUUAGAAGAAAGUAAGGAAAGUUCAACCGAACAAAUCCCAUCUCCAUCAGGUGCUUUAAAAGAUGAAUCAGCAAUUCAGUUAGAUGACAAAAGUGUAUUGAAAGAAUUAACAAAGAUUUCACCAGAGUUGGAGAAAGAAACCAUGGCACCAAAAACCACAUCUAUUCCAAUAACUCCUUUAGAACAUACCACCACGGUAACAACGCUUGAGCUAUCGUCUCCUGCAUACAGUCAGUCAAGUGUUGAGAAAAAACCUGAAACGCUGCCUCCAUCAACAGACAUUAAACCUGAAAAGGAAAUGCAGAGGGAGAUGGAAAGAGAGCGUGAGAUGGUCUCUCCAGUGUUAGAAACAUCUUUGUCAUGUUUUAAAAAAUCAGACAGUUUUGAAAAGACACAAACGGAAAAAGAGCAAACGGAUGCCCACACCACUUAUCAACCAGAAAAAUGGAGCUACGAAGCUUCUAAAUAUGAGCCUUAUGAAAAACCAGUCUCAGAGGAUCUUGAGAAGGACAGAGAGGACAAAGGCAAAUUUUCUAAAACAAACCUUGACAUAAAUGUAGGUGACAGCAGAAGGGCUAGCCAGUCAUCAUUGCAGGGAGCUGCAUGCCAAAUAGAUGAACAAAGUGAUGAAGAACCAGUAUCAUUCAGCAAGGUUGACUAUGACAUGUCUUUCUCAGAGAUGAAGACUAGUGUCCUUAGUGAACCAAGUACCUGCUCUGAGCAAGAUAAUAAAAUGAGAUACCAGGAAGAAGAAGCAGCUAGAAUGAGAGUAGAUGACACCUUGCAUGAUGACAGAAAAACCACCUCUGUAUCUGAAUCAAGUUAUUUUUCUUCCAGUGAAGUCCAUGACAAAUCAGAGAAAUUAGAAAGAGAAGAGAAAGAGAAAGAGAAGGAACCUGCCAAAGAGGACACAUGCUCUCUCCACAGAGAAGAAGAAAAAGACACUUAUUCUGAAUUGUCAUCAACAUUACCAUGUCCCUCAGCUUCUAGUCUGCCACAACCUGAAAAGUUAGACAUUGCUAAAGAGAAAAAGAAGACAGAAGAGACAGUGGCUACAUUACAUGAACAUGUAUGUGAUAAUACUAUGUCAUCACUUCAAGCUGGGACUCAUGUAGAUGAUAUGACAUCCAAACAUGGGAUGGUUUCAGGAGAUCAGAUAAGUUCGGAGACCACAACAAUACAGUCAACGUCAUAUCAACCUGAGACCAUUCCAGAGAGUCAAACCAGAACAAGUGAAAAUGAGAUGCCAAUAAAGUUAGCAAAGCAAGUAGAAGAAGAUUCAUCAGAUGGCAAAAAAGAGCAGAUUUCAUCUGGUACACAUACACUUCCAGAGACAACUAUGAUGCCUGCUCAAUCAACUUCUAUAGAUGUAAGCAGCCAUGUUUCCACUUUAUCGUCUGAGGAGCACUACAGUGUCCUUGCAUUAGAGCACAGAAGUGCUCUGGCCAGCAAAUCACACAUGGCAAUUGAGGAGACAGUCAAAAGUGAACAAAUCUUUGCAGAAGCAGAAGGUGAUUAUGAAGGUGAGGAAGGUGAAGAGGACGAGGCCAGUGAUUUAGGAAUGGAAAAAGGUGCCAGAGAGACGUCUGAGAAAGAAUCCAAAACUGAAUCUGAUACAGUGGAUUCUAAAUCAAAUGAGAAAAAACAAGAGCAGCCAUGUGUAGCAGAAUACUCACCUAAAACCCAUAAGGAGGAUGUUGUAUCAGUAGCUUUAACAGAUCCUUUACAGGGGGAGACAGCCGAAUCAUUUUACAAAGAACCUGUUACAACCUCUUGUGAGACAGUUACAACAGGUCUGAAAUCUGCAGAUGAGGUAGUUAGCACAGACACCAAACAGUCCAAGGAAAAGGACAGGAGUUUACCACAUCCUGAUCUAAGCAAGAGUAGUGAGAUUAAACAUGAAGGCGAGUUAGAGAAGACUUCUGAUAGUAAACAUGAAGGUACCUGUGCACAAACUGUCACAUUAGAUACCACUCAAUCUUCAUCCUCUUCAUCCUACAGUUAUUCAUCGUCAACCUCCGCCUCAUAUUCUACAGGUCAGCACUUUGCUGAGGGACUUUUAGAGACUCCAAAUACAAUACCAAGUGCUCAUUUGAGGACUGAUGUCGAUAGUAUGUCAUAUGAGUACUCUUCUAUCAAAGAAGAGGAAUCUCUUGCAAUAGAUUCAUCCUAUUUAAGCUCUGGAGUACAGUCAAGAGAUGAAGCCAUGGAAGUUUCUGAAAGGCUCACAUCUGCAACAGCUGAAUCUGUAUCCAGUCUUGCAAGGUUUUCACCACUUAGUCCACUGGAGGAGACAAAAUCUUUCCUUCAAGACCAUAUAUCAUCAACAGAGGAUAAAUCAGAGGAAGAAUUAGCAAGUAUUAAAUCAGACAAAGAUCAGUCAUCUGACCAAAAAGACAUUUUAGCGACUGACUCACCGUGCUCGAAAUCCCCUGGUUCUGCAAAAACUGUACUUCAACAGCCUGAGGAGGCUUCUGCUUUAUCAGCUAUGUUUGAUAUUGCUCCACUAAAGAAAGCUGACUCAUUAGAUAAACACCCCUAUGAAGAAUCAUCUGACACUGAACAAGAAGAAGGGACAUUACCUUGUAGAAUCGAAUGUGAACGAGCUGCACCCCAUGAUGAGAAAGGAAUCACAGAAUUAUUGGCCGGACAACAGGCUGAUGUCACCUUAACCAUGCCCUCUGUUCAGGCUAAUUUAGAGAAACAGGUGGCACAUUUGUCAGUCGAACAGUCAUCCAAUGGACCAACAGAAGUUUGUACAGACUCCCAAGUAGUUUCAAAUGAAGUAGGUGAACUUGGCACCAUGUGCCUUUUAGAUUCAAAAGAGAAAGAAGAGAAAAAAGAUCAAGAAAAGGAAGAGAAAAAGGAUCAUGAGAAAGAAGAGAAAAAAGAUCAUGUUAAGGAUCACGAGGUAGAUUGCACGAAACAAAAGCCAGAAGAUCAAGCAGACCAGCAGAAGGAGAAAGAAGAUGUGUUGAAGGUAGAGGAGAUAAUCCCUGGCAAAGAGAUAAUGGGUGACAAGAAAGAGGGAAAAGAAGAAGGGCAGGAUAAGGAGGAGGUUAAAAUGGAGUGUGAAAAGAUUGAUGUGAAAGAGGAGAAACAAGAAAUGCAAGUUAAAGAGAAAUCUGAAGAAAAAAAAGAGAGUAAAGAAAUGGGUGAAUUCAUGACUGAAGUAAAAGAGGACUGCAAAGAGAAAGAACAGAUGGAAAAGGUCAAAGCUGAAUCUGACUGCAAGACAGAAGAGAGAAAGCAAACAGUGAAAGUAGAUUUGCCAGAAAAAGAUACAAAGAAAACAGAUGGAGAUGAGUCAAUUCAAAAAAGCACCUCCGCCUCUGAGAUGACUCAGAAGACUACUACAUGUUCCACAGCUAUAUCUGAUAGUACGUUGGAUGCGUCUAAACACCUUCAAGAGGGGAAAGAUAAGAAAGAACAGCUGGAAUAUGACUUAAAAGGGCAGAAAGAUCAUUCAAGUGAACACACCCCUAAGCCCUUAAAAGAAUCAGAGGACGAUGUCACUCGACCUUCUGACCUCAGCAUGGAUGUCAGGUCGUCUCACUCACCUUCACUAUACAAACAUCGCAAAGGAGAACUUUCGCCAUCAUUUAUUAAUCCAAGCCCACACCAUUUAUCUAGUGAGGAGGAAGAAGAGGAUGCCAGAAGUGAUUGCUCAAAGGAUGACGAUUUUGAUGAUGAACGCGAACAACAUUCUGUCAAACGAAGAUCUCACAAACAACAGCGCCAUCAUUCUCAUGGCUACCAUGGAGAUAGCAAGGAAGGUACACAUGGUCCUGCAAGUGGCAUGGCAAGUGGACAUGGAGUAUCGCUUGCAGGAGAGGAAACCCCUCCAACCUCUUUGAGUGAGUCUCUUCCUUCUCAGUCUGACUCAGACGUACCACCUGAGACAGAGGAAUGUCCAUCUAUCACAGCUGAAGGAAACCUUGACUCUGAUGAGGAUGCAGAGCAUUUACCAGUGGACAAAAUGUCUGCUACUAGUGCAAGUGGAGGUGGCAUCCAGUCAUCAUCUCCAAGAACCCAUGAUCCUCCACCUGCUCCGAUGAAGGACCCAGUCCCUCAGCCUCCCAAACCUGAUGUGUGCAUGGUUGACCCAGAAGCUGUUUUAAAUGGGCAAAGCCACACAGAGAGACCUAUGAAGAAAGAUAUUAAAACCAACAAAGGGUUGAGGAAAACUCUAGGGAAGCAAAAGUCUGCAUCUCCAGCACGUAAAGGUGAUGGUAGAAGCAGGAGGUCCACAACACCUGUAAAACAGGCAUCCAAAGACUCCUCACCUCAUGCCCCUUCUAUUAAAAGAUUAGAUUCUGAGAAGACCCUCCGUGUGUCUCGCACACCUGAGACUCAGGGUUCUAAGGGAGACAACUUUCCAGGAAAAGGACUUGUCAAUGGUCUAAAGAGCAAUGCAGGUGCAAACCAGAAGUCGACCUCUGGAGCUCCCCCUGGACCACCGUUCUAUGUUGACCUUGCCUACAUUCCAAAUCACUGCAGUGCUAAAAAUGUAGACCAAGAAUUUUUUAAACGGGUGCGUGCUGCUUACUAUGUAGUAAGUGGAAAUGACCCAGGCAGUGGAGAACCAAGCCGUGGAGUACUGGAUGCCCUGCUUGAAGGCAAAGCACAGUGGGGAACCAAUCUGCAGGUGACACUGAUUCCUACCCAUGACACGGAGGUGACUCGUGACUGGUACCAGCAAACUCACAAGAAGCAACAGGAUCUGAAUAUAAUGGUCUUGGCCAGUAGCAGCACAGUCGUUAUGCAAGAUGAGUCUUUCCCUGCCUGCAAAAUAGAAUUUUAGGCAUGCUUUAUAUUUAGAGACAAAUAAUUUCUCAUUAUUAAUUUAGACAAAUUAAGACAGUGUAUUCCUUGCCACCCACUGCAUCCCACCAACUGCCGGUUAUAGUUCGUAUCUUAGCCUGCAACAGCAGCAAAUCCUUGUGCUCCAAGGCCUUAAUAUUAAGCUAUUGUUUAGAAUCCUGAUUUAUGUUGUGUGCUAUUUCAUUUGGCUUGCAAGACCUAGGCAAAGACUGUGAGGUUAAUUUAAUAGAGGUUGUGCCGAAAGUCUCGAGUUUGUUCUAUGUUUAGUUUAUUCCCAUAUUCUCAAUGGUAAUUUUUAAGAGAGACCUGCUCACAUUCUAAUGCCCAAAAUAUGAAUAUGAAGCACAAAAUACCCUCUACAUUUUCUUACUAAAAUAACAUCAAUUCACUAUUUCCCUCAUUAUCAGGGUUAACAGGCUUUGCUAUAAGUUUAUAGUAAUAUUAAUCUGAAAUGAACAUAGCACCCUGUACAAGUAAUUUGCUAUUAACUCUCCAUUUCAGACGACAAAACCGAGAAAAAGUAUGAGUAAGAUAUCAAAUCAGUUUAUAUAAGUUUAAAGACUUAAACCAUGCUAUCCUGAAAAGGCACAUACACUGCAUAUACCAGCAAAAACAAGCUAGCAACCAGCCAAUAAACAAGCAAACGGACAUGCAAAGCAUAUGCAAGUGCCAAAUCUAAAUUCUAUAGGCAAUUAACACAGCUUGAAAAACUCAGUUAAACAUAUUCUGAGAUAAAUUCAAAAUAUAUUGUUUAUGAUCUGUGACCGUGGGGUUGUAAGUAAAGUUUUUUUGCGUCUUUAUGGAAAUGGCACAGUAAAUGACCAGCAACUUUGUGGUAUUUGGCUGACUUGUGUUGUGGGUCAUGUAAAAAAAAAUUGCAGUAUUUAGGGGUUUAGUUUUUAUAAUUUAAUGUCUUUUUUGGGGAGUUUCACAGUUUUACAUAAGAAUGAUUUGUGAAAGGGGCUAAGAUGCAGUACAAUUCAGCACAAUGUUCUGAUUCUGAUAACCAUUUUACAGAAACAGUUACACGUUGUUUAAAGCCAGAAAUAAGUCAUUAGUUCUUUGGUUUAAAUGGAGGUACCAGUGGUAAGAUGUAGCAGUACAUGUGAGUGUGUAAUUGAAGACUUGCAUAAGAAUUGAGCACUAUUUUACAUAUACACUGUAGAAAUAGAGCGCAUGGGUCCCUGUCAUGUGCCUUCUGCAUUAAACAUUUAGAGACAGGAAAGAGUUUACAUUAAAAUGUCAAAAUACUUUAAAUCACAUGGAAAAUGAACAGCAUUUUGCAAGGUUAACCAGAUUUUAAGGAGAAGGAAUCCUUAGUAAAGUCCUUAGUAGCCUUAUUCCAGAUGUACAGUGACAUGUAAUGGACUGUCUUAUUCUAAAGUGUAUCCCAAACAAUGAAAAAUUAUAAAUAUUUCAUUAUUUUGCACAAAGAAAGAUUGUAAAUUUUAAUGUGAAAUAAGAGCCAUUACAAUAAAAGAGUAUGGUAGAUAAAAUGCAUGUAAAUAUUUACAUAAAUUACACUGGGAUUAUUCAAUUAUUUUUCAUUAAAUAGAAAUAUUUAUUGAUAAGAACUGGGACACAGAGAAUAUUUACUAAAGCCUGAAUAUAACGUAGUUAAUUGAAUCUGGUAUGGCAUCCUAAAUGUAUAAUCAUGUGUGUCUGUUAUGGAAUGAGUUUAAAGGCCAGUCUAUGUAUAUACAUUCGGAUUAAGUACAUUUAGGCAUUUGCCAGACGCUCUUAUCCAUAGCGACAUUUUUUUUUUUAUCUCAUUCUGAGCAGUUGAGGGUUAAGGGCCUUGCUCAAGGGCCCAACAGUGGCAACUUGGUGGUUGUGGGGUUUGAACCUGGGAUCUUACGAACCGUAGUCCAAUGCCUUAUCCACUGAGCUACCCCUGGCCCAAGUACAAAUAAUAUAAAAUCCCUAGGGCAACAUGAUGACCAUAAAUAGUUUGAAUUUAGUUCAUUUUAUUAGUUCUUAUAUUUACUUGAUAGCUUCAGUGUUACCUUUGGAUUUACCUGAGCCUGUUGUUUAUGAGAUUGUCAUGUUUCAUUUUUGAAAAAAACACAAUGCAAAUGUGUCUAUGCCUCUGUCAUUAUGUAUAUGUAAAUGCUUAUUCAGUCUUAGGUUUUGUACAAAAACAGUUGACCAGUGUUUUGUUCAUAUUUACAUGUGUGGUUUGCAGAACAGAAAGAAAAGUCAGGGACUGUGUAUGACAGAUUUAUGCCCUAAUUCCUGUGACAAACUUUUUUUUAAUAAGCUAAAUCUAAAUGAACAAUGUUUUUUUUCUUCUUUUUUU